AUGGGUCAACCGGGCGUUGCUUUCCAAAAUGAAGCCGACAUUAGCAUGACUCGAGCUUCGUCCUUCGUCGGUGGGAGGCAUGUGGCUGGUUCACUUAGCGAGCAUUGCCGAGCACGAAGCGCGACCCUCCCCGCGAAGUGCCCCCGGGCAGAUGGGCACGAGCCGGAGGCGAAGAGAGACAAGCGCCAAAAAAAGAAUCCAACAGCAAAAAAAAAACCAAUGGCGUCAACAGAAAUGGCCGCUCCUCAAAGUCAAACAAAGGAAGGUGAAUCACUCAGCAAAGAUCUUCCCGAGGGUAUCGAGGAAGGUGAAGGCAAAAAGAAAGAUUUUGUAGAGAUUGUUGAAGAAGAGGAUGAAGGCAGUACAACCAAGGAAGAUGAGGAGCAAGUAGAUUCAGUCUGA
This is a messenger RNA of Puccinia graminis f. sp. tritici CRL 75-36-700-3, 402 nucleotides long. RefSeq lists its product as uncharacterized. The transcript is spliced from 2 exons. Bases 1 to 402 code for a protein of 133 amino acids. The record is from RefSeq and is a predicted model, not a curated record. NCBI's taxonomy places the organism in Eukaryota, Fungi, Basidiomycota, Pucciniomycetes, Pucciniales, Pucciniaceae.